GUACGGUAAUUUACGAUAGCAUUAAAUAUUACAAAAAUUACACAAUAAUAAAAAUAAAAAUUUUUMUUUUUCGAGAGCCCUCGCUUGAUUGUCUGUCCGACUGCAAAUCGUGCCCGGGCCGGCUGCAAGGUUGAGUGUAUGUAUAUGUGUUAGUGUGCACGUGCGCGCGCGCGCUGUGUGCAGCCAUAGCGAUGAUGCAGCGUAGGGCGAGGUGGUGGUACCGGGUGACAGAUCGCCGCCGACGCGCAUCGCGUAGCCCGACAGGUUGGCCAACCGCGUAUCGACGACAAAUCGGUGGCCGACCGACCGUCCGUAUACAUGUGUCGCGGUGGCCGCCGCCGUUGUCUACACCCGUCGGCGGGCGACCGAUGGUGGUAACAGUGUUCGCCGCGCACACUCUCGACCGUGGUAGUACCGCCGUCGUCGCACGACCGUAGUCCGUACGACUCGUGCACGACAUUCGGUCGUAGUCGUCGUGUUCGCUGCUGAGAACGUCGCGUGUUACGUCGAUCGAUUAUAAACGACUAAGGUGGGGCACACGAGGCCUGAACGGCGUCCAAAUGAUCGUGGCCAUGGAGAGGAAACUGAUAUCGGAGCUGAUCGAAGAGUACAAGACGUGCACCUGCCUGUGGAGGAUCAAGGACCCCGACUAUAAGAACAAAGAGAUGAAGAACGAGGCGUACGAGUCGUUGCUGCAGUUGAUAAAAAAGUAUAACGAGAGCUGUACAAUGGACGACCUGAAACGUAAAAUAGCGAAUCUGAGAACUUGUUACUUGCGGGAAUUCAAAAAAGUAAUGGAUGCCAAAAGAUAUGGUGGAGUAUACGAGCCCAGUUUGUGGUAUUACAAAUCCUUAGAGUUUCUAAACGAUCAGCAUCACAGUGAAGACAGGGUGCGGUUGGGCCGCAGUUAUCCGGAUAACAGUGACGAAGAUAAUGAGUCAAACGAGACGCAAAACAUUUUGGUGUACGAGGAAGUCGAUGACCGAGCUGGGUCCGAAGACAAGGACUCGUGUUCCACCGAACCCGAGUACCAACAGCCAUGUACCGCGACCAGCAGCAAUUUGCACACCAGCGCCGGAGAUGGCGUCAAGAGACCCAAAAGACGGCGACGGGUGUUGGACGUGUCGGCGGCGCCGAACGGACUGUCCAGCAGAGCGCCGCCACCGCCGCCGCCGCUGACGCCACUGGAACGGUUCUCGGGCAAUACCGGAACCGCCGACUUUUACGAACCUCAAAUAUUGGGUGGCGUUGGUGGCGACCCUGCCGACCCUCCAGUGGCCGACUACUACGACGGUUUUGGCAGGUACGCGGCCAACGAGCUCCGGCAGAUGGACAGGCAGUCGGUGAUCAUCGCCAAGCGGCUGGUCAACGAAGUUCUGUUUCUGGGCCAGAUGGGCAUGUUAAAUGUCAACACCAGGAUCGAGACGCCGCCGACCGGCAGACGGAAGAACGCGUCCUCAGCGAAUGCGUGCAAGUCAGAAUCGCGUAAUCGCCGUCACCGUCGACGCCGCGACGACGACGACGAAGACGAAGACGACGACGACCAAGAGCAUGGACACGACGGCGGCGGUGGUGGUCGCGAAUCUUCGUUGUCGCCGAUGCCGCCGGUCGAGUUCAUGGAGACUUCGUGAUACGCCGCGGAAAGUGGUCGGUCGGUCGAUUGACCAGCGAUCAGCUGCGCCUCUCUUCACGUAGCCGAUAUCCGCUYUCUCCACCGAAGUGAACGAAGACCGAACUCGAUGAUUGACGUCUACAUCUUUGACGAAUCCUGCAAAAAAUCGGUCUGGUCAACACGGCGCAUAGUGUUGAAUGUUGAUAUGCAGUCUACAUUUAUAUAUUAUACAUUAGCAAUUUAUGUAUAGAUGAAUAUGAAUUGUGUAUAAAGAAUUUAAAAAAGAAAUUAUUCUUUACAUGAAAUAUUUAUUUUAUAAGACUGUUUGAUAUUCUGCACGUUUUUUUCUUCUAMAAUUUGAGUACAACUUUUUUAUUAAAGUUUAAAAUUUAUUGUUUUCGAUGUUUUUUGUUAUUUAGACGACAGCUUGUUAUAAUAACUAAUAKAUGUAAUUUAUCAUAUACAGACUAGUCCAUAAGCAUGAAUUGAACUAUUUAUAUACGAGAUAUU
Messenger RNA from Diuraphis noxia (Russian wheat aphid), 2122 nucleotides. RefSeq lists its product as uncharacterized. Lineage: Eukaryota; Metazoa; Arthropoda; Insecta; Hemiptera; Aphididae. The record is from RefSeq and is a predicted model, not a curated record.